UUUGAGGUGUUUACAGAUUAUUCUCCCUGCAGGUGGCUUCAGAUGGAUUGACUUAAACCUGUAAGAUAAUGGAGGGAGCUGGGCACAGAGGAAGAUGGAUCAAAAAAGCCCCUAUUGGCACACUACUGCUGCUUAUGUGCAUGUUCAUCCCCACUCUGGCAUUGUUAGAACCUUCAGAGGAGCCGAUGUGUGAACCUGGGGAAUAUACCAAUGACAAGGGAAUUUGUUGCAACAAAUGCUCUCCAGGUUUUAAGCUCGUAGAAACGUGUCACGCUUUGAAUGAGAGAAGUAAUUGCACACUGUGUCCUGAUGGACAAUACACAGACCAGAUGAACUCCUCCCCCACCUGCAGAAGUUGCAAAAGCUGCAAAGCAUCAAAGCAUGAAGAGGAGGAGUCACCAUGUGAAAGAGACCGCAACGCCAUUUGUCGCUGUGAAGAGGGCUUUUACAAGUCUGUCAUCGAUUCAGAAACAUUCCAGUGUCUCAGAUGUAAACAGUGUCGUAAGGAUGAAAAAUUAAAACAGUCAUGUUCAUCGGAGAAAAACACUGUGUGUGAAUGUACAGAUAAAUACCACAGAGUCAAGGGCAAAUGCGAACCCUGCAAGAAUUGUACCGCUGAGUGCAAACACCUCUGUGCAUCACCCUCUACUCAUAAUACAAAAGCUCCUGAGGUUGUACAUAAAUAUCUUAUCAACAUAAUCGCUGGAGUUGUUGUUGCGGCUGGGGUAUUAGUGGUUGUUGUGGCUCUCAUCACGCACAUGGUCACAAAAAGGUCUACCCAGAAGAAGUUGCUGAAUCCACCCUGCCCACCAUCGGACAUCUCCUCUGACUCAUGCGAGCAAGUCCUGAUCAACAGAAAUGAACUGUCAGAGAACUUGAAAGUUAAAGCUGUUCCCCAAAGUCCUGUGAAUGAGCAGGACCUGUCCAAUCUGCCUGACUGUGUCCCCCUGGAAGUCAAGAUCCCUGCAGUCCCUGAGCUGAUCUACAUGGUGCUGGAUCUGGUGCCUGUGCUGCAGGUGAAGCAGCUGGUGCGUGCUCUCGGUGUGAAAGAUACAGAGAUCGAACAAGCAGAGAUGGAUCACCGAUCCUGCCGUGAGGCUCACUAUCAGAUGCUGAGGGUGUGGGCAGAGAGAGGCUCACAGGCGGGUAUAGGGGGACGAGGCAAAACGCAGCCCUGGCCCUUGUUGCAGGAGUUGUUGGAUGAACUGAGAAAGAUGCACCUGGGACGGGCAGCUGAGGAGCUGGAGACAAAGUACGGCAUUCAGUAAUUCUGCAACGCUGGCCAAGUGGAACAAGGAGCUUAUAAAACCAAGUAUUGUCUCUGUUGAGACUCACUCACAGGCCGCCUCAAAGCUUUCAAACUGAUACGGUGCUACCACGCGGCAGUUUUAUUUCAGCAGUGUCACUGAGCACUCUACCUCUCGUCCUGCCAAUCACUUACUGAAAAGACAGGGUUAAACUACUGAGAGCGAUCGAUCAAAUGGCUAAUGAGCAAAUGACAAAUUCUGCUUAUGCAGAGAAACUUUUGCCAUGUAUAUAUAUAUAUAUUUAGAAAUAAAAAAGGCAUUUUAGCUCUUAGGCUUAGCUGUAAAGAGUAAGUACAGUAAAUAUGAGGCUACGACCAGCACCUGGUUAGCUUAGCUUAGUAUAAAGACAUGAAACUAGAAAAUUGUUAAACUGGUUUUGUCCAAAAGUAACAAAAUCCACCUGUCAGCAUAUCUAAAACUCACUAGUUAGCCAGUUUUAUUGUGAUUUUUAAGAGAGGACAAAAAACUGAAGUGGAAGAAUGACAACUUGAUGUGUUAUGGGGGUUAUGUUCAGUAACACUGGACGGUUUAUCCUCCGGGAGAAUUUAUUUCCUGGAGUCUCCGCUGGUUACCUACUCAUCUAACUUCUCUUCGAGGAGGGCCGGGACACAUGCCUCAUCUUUAAGCACCUGGAAAACGCGAGGUUUGGCAUUGGGUGCAACUAUUGUGCUUCCUCUUUGCUGACGUUCAAGAGCAUGGAGGCAGGUUGCAUCUAAUGUUGCUAAACAGUCAGUGUUAUGGCCCACCCACCAGAAACCCUGCGGGCAGAGCUGGUCUCCCAGAUGUUGUUUUUGAGAUGUACAUUAGGCUUAAAGAAUUGUCUGUGGGACAGAUCUAAAGCUGUUCGUGGCCCUGCGCUAAAAUGAUCAACUUCUCCUCCUGUUUAUCAGAGCUUGAUAUUUACAGAAGACGGGAAAGAUAUCUGCUGGCUGUGAUUUGUUGUUGUUUAUCUCAAAGUAUUUGCUCUGAACCUCGAGGGCAUUGUGUCUAAAAGGCAGCAUGUGUACAGGCCCUAAAAAGUGUAGACUAUCUCUUAAAAUAUCCUCUGCUGAGUCCUUUAUCGCUGUGGAGAGUCACAGGCUGGAACUGUUUUUUUUCUGGGCGCAGUGAGCAAUAAAGUUGUAGGUAGUCGGAGCGUAAGAGAGAGCCAGGUGAGCUGUUUCCCCGUUUCCACUCUUUAUGCUAAGCUAUGCUAACAGGCGCCAAUUUUGUAUUCACAAACAUUACAGUGGGACGAACUUCACAACUAACUCCCAGCAAGAAAGCUACUAAGCACAUAUACCAAAAAAUGUCAAACUAGUUCUUGAAGGCUGGCAAAGCCUUCGCUGAGAUGCGCUGUUUCUUUGUCAUCACUUUACUGUACAGUUUGUGUGUUUGGGUUUUGGGGAAAAAAGAGGAGAGUUGUUAUGAUUUCAUAAUGGACUUCACUUUUUACUAUACAACAUUUAUUCAUGACGUGAGUUUUAACAAGAACAUUAUAUACUGGGUCUGAUUUGUGUUGUUGCUGAACCACAAACAAACAGCUUUUUAUAAUGGUGUCUACUUUAUCAUAUGUAAUAUACAAAUUAAGGCAAACUGUUUUUUUGUUAUUGUCAAUAUUACAAAAAUAUGUUUAAACAUUUAAAACUAUA
Plectropomus leopardus (leopard coralgrouper) is the source of this 2938-nucleotide messenger RNA. The record is from RefSeq and is a predicted model, not a curated record. Lineage: Eukaryota; Metazoa; Chordata; Actinopteri; Perciformes; Serranidae.